Molecule: messenger RNA, 1164 nt
Organism: Grammomys surdaster
Lineage: Eukaryota; Metazoa; Chordata; Mammalia; Rodentia; Muridae
Gene: Nt5c1a
Product: 5'-nucleotidase, cytosolic IA
Exons: 6
Coding region: 67-1164 (365 amino acids)
Biological process (GO): adenosine metabolic process; nucleotide metabolic process
Cellular component (GO): cytosol; cytoplasm
Molecular function (GO): nucleotide binding; magnesium ion binding; 5'-nucleotidase activity
Source: RefSeq, a predicted model, not a curated record
GUCCCGUGAGCUCCGCGUCUCCGCCGCUGUCUUCUCCUCCGGGCCGGAUCGGAUCCGAGCCGGAGCAUGGAACCAGGGCAGCCCCGGGAGGCUCGCGAACCCGGGCCAGGGGCAGAGACCGCCGCAGCGCCGCGCUGGGAGGAAGCCAAGACUUUCUAUGACAACCUCUCGCCCAAGAAGAAACCCAAAUCGCCAAAGCCUCAAAAUGCGGUCACCAUCGCGGUGUCCUCCAGAGCCUUGUUCCGAAUGGAUGAGGAACAGAGAAUCUACACGGAGCAGGGUGUAGAGGAGUAUGUGAGAUACCAGCUGGAGCACGAGAACGAACCCUUCAGCCCCGGGCCUGCUUUCCCCUUUGUGAAGGCCCUGGAGGCUGUGAACAAGCGACUCCGGGAGUUGUACCCCGAUAGCGAAGAUAUCUUCGACAUUGUCCUCAUGACCAACAACCAUGCUCAAGUGGGAGUUCGUCUCAUCAACAGUAUCAACCAUUAUGACCUGUUCAUUGAGCGAUUCUGCAUGACAGGUGGGAAUAGCCCCAUCUGCUACCUCAAGGCCUACCACACCAACCUCUACUUGUCAGCUGAUGCAGACAAAGUGCGAGAAGCCAUUGAUGAGGGGAUUGCAGCUGCCACCAUCUUCAGCCCCAGCAGGGACGUGGUUGUGUCCCAGAGUCAGCUCCGCGUGGCCUUCGAUGGGGACGCAGUACUCUUCUCCGAUGAGUCAGAGCGCAUCGUCAAGGCCCAUGGGCUGGACAGAUUCUUUGAGCAUGAGAAGACCCAUGAGAACAAACCUUUGGCACAGGGCCCCCUAAAGGGCUUCCUGGAAGCACUGGGUAGACUGCAAAAGAAAUUCUACUCCAAGGGCCUGCGGCUGGAGUGCCCGAUUCGCACUUACUUGGUGACAGCGCGCAGUGCAGCCAGUUCUGGAGCCCGGGCCCUCAAGACCCUGCGCAGCUGGGGCCUGGAGACAGAUGAGGCCUUAUUCCUAGCUGGAGCACCCAAGGGUCCCCUUCUUGAGAAGAUCCGCCCACACAUCUUCUUUGAUGACCAGAUGUUCCACGUAGCUGGAGCUCAGGAGAUGGGCACUGUGGCAGCCCAUGUGCCUUAUGGUGUGGCUCAGAAUCCCCGGCGGGCUGCCGCUGCAAAGCAGUCACUAGGUGCACAGUAG